UAUUUUAUUAGGUUUAUUUCUGAUGAUGAGAAACAGACAAACGCAGACUCAACAUAUAUAUAUUUAUAUAUAUAACAAAUUAUAAAGUGCUCUUAAAUCUGAAUAAAGUUUUUCAUUGUUUAUAUAAUAUUGUUAUAACGUUAGUGUUUUUUAUUCGUAAGCCAACUGUAAAUGUUUCAACAAUGAUUUCGUUAAUAGCAUUCAUUUUGAAGCAGUUAAUUAUUUAAAGAGUGAUUCAAUUAAUUAUUCAUUUAUCAUAACAUUUUAGUGAUAACAAUUAUUCUGAUACUAAUACGCUGAUGUUGAAUAAUUACGCGAGUUAAAUAAAUAAAUACACUAUAUUUCGUGUUAAAUCAGUAAAGUUACUUUCAGUAACAGUCACUAAAGAGGAUCCGGCGUCUACCGGAAGUUGUGGGACGUCGUUACCAUAGCAACGGUUCAAAAACAAAGUCGGUUGAUGUGAUACUUCUCGCUGCGUCUGAUUAACGAUUAUUACAGCUGUGGCGUUAUGAUUUAUUAGAGAUGUGCUCGUGACGUUAUGAUUUAUUAGAGAUGUGCUCGUGACGUUAUGAUUUAUUAGAGAUGUGCUCGUGACGUUAUGAUUUAUUAGAGAUGUGCUCGUGACGUUAUGAUUUAUUAGAGAUGUGCUCGUGACGUUAUCGUGUGUGGUUUUGCGUCUCGCUUCGACCAGAUGUCUGUGGCGGGAUUUCUGCGGGAAGCGGAAGCUCUCAGGAGACUAGUGUGUAAAGAGGAGAGAGAGACGGAGAGGCGCGCGCUCAGAGACCCUUCCGGCGCGCUCCGGGAUCACGUGAACGCGCAGCGCGAGGCGGACAUCAUGAAAGUUCAGCAGCAGCUGCAGAAACUCAAGAACGGCGUCUUCAGGUUCCAGGAGCAGCUGAUGGAUGUCAGACCUUCUCCAGACGUGGUUGACAAAUUACGAGAGACCAUGAGUGACAUUGAGAACUCCAUCAGCGCUUUCAAAGACAGCCAGCACCAGAGCUUCGAGGAGCUCCUGAAGGACGAGAGGAGCGUGUGGCAGGAGAUCUGCGUGGUCCAGAAGAAGAUGGAGUCCUGGAGCGUGUCUGUGAGAGCCGAGGCCGGCGGCCGUCGCUCAGAGAAGCCCAGGUCCUGGACGAGUCUCCCGGCCGAGGUGAGCGCUCUCCAGACCUUCCUCCAGCGGACGGGCCGAGACGGCGGCUGGGACCCCUUCGACCACCGCAGCUUCCUGAAGGUGUGGACCAAGCACCGAGGAAAGCCCUCGUACAGACGAGAAGCACGGCUUUAUUUACCGGAGAAGACGGAGGAGGAGCUGAAGAAGCACGAGGACUGGUUUCUGGAGCUGCGCCGGCUUCAGGACGACAAGAGAGAGGCCAUCCGUCGAUGGAGAGCGUGGAAGCAGACGGAGCGGGAGCAGCGUGACGGAGACGAGGAGCCGGAGGAGGAGGAAGAGGAGCGGGAUCAGGAGGACGAGGAGGAGCGCCGCAGGGAGCUGUCCGAGCGUCUGGAGGUCUGGAGGAGACACCGAACACAGCAGAGAGAGCGGCAGCAGGAGCAGAGCCUCAGACAGCAGAUCCUGGAGAGCAGGAGAGCUAAAGAGCAGCGCCGCAGACAGCUGGAGCUCAAGCUGCUCGUGGAGGAGCGCCUCCAGCAGAAGAAGGAGCAGGAGGAGCGGCGUCUGCUGGAGCGGGAGGCGCAGGAGCAGGCGGAGAGACAGGAGCGGCAGCGGCAGGCCGUCCUCGGCAUCAGACGCUUCCAGCAGAGAGUGAGAGGAGCUUGUGUGUUUGAGAGCCGCUCUCCGCUCUCCGUCACUCACUCCGUCUCUCUCUCUCUCGUCAGGAUUCACGCCGGCUCGAGGAGAAACUACAGGAGAAGAAGACUAAAGAGCAGGAGCAGAGCGAGAGGCACAGGGCACUCCAGAAGAUCAAGGACAAGGUUCACAUCGACCGGGAUCCGUCUCGACUCUGGAAGCUCACUAAAGCGUGGCAGGAGCGCACUAAAGAGACGGGGCCCUCGGGGACCGGGGCCGUGUCUCAGAUCUUCCACAGAGCUGUUCCAGCGUGGAGACAAGACUCCUGAAAGAUCUACUGCUUCAGACUCAAACUGCAGAGUGAAUGAAGUUUCUCUAGAGGCGCCAUUAAAGUUUUAUUCUAGUGAUGUUCUGUUCAGCACCGAAGAUCCAGAGAUUGAAUCAAAAACAAACUGAAGCGUGUUAAGAUUAGUUUUGCCAAAAACACAAGAUCUUAUUAUCAAUAGAAAUAAUCAGCCCAGAUUAUUUAGUGUUACAGUAGUGAUGCACAGAUCAUGGCUGAUUUAAAUUUAGUUUUUAUUAUUAUUAUUAUUAUUAUUAUUAUUAAUAAAAACUUUUUGUUUUUUGUUGAUUGUAUAAUAAAUAGAAAAGAACACAA
This is a messenger RNA of Puntigrus tetrazona (Sumatra barb), 2405 nucleotides long. RefSeq names its product coiled-coil domain-containing protein 112. Lineage: Eukaryota; Metazoa; Chordata; Actinopteri; Cypriniformes; Cyprinidae. The record is from RefSeq and is a predicted model, not a curated record. The coding region runs from base 692 to 2203 and encodes 503 amino acids. The transcript is spliced from 8 exons.